CGCAACCGCCCAGCCGCACGGUCUUCCACCUCCUCAGAGUCCGGAGAGACGUCGAAGAACCCAUGGAAGUGCCCGCACUGCCCAUUCAUCCAGCACUCGCGCCGCUCCCCGGACUACAAGCGGCACGUCGCCACCCAUGGACAACCCGAAACGCUUUGGACGUGUCGCGGGGUCCCUCUGCGCCAUGUGAACGAUCCGAAGUACACCCGGACCCCAGUGCCGAUGGAGGAGGUAUGGGCGGCGAGGGAGCGCGGGAAGGAAAUGGUGGGCGGGUGCGGGAGGACGUUCUCGCGCAAGGAUGCGUUUGCGCGGCACCUGAGGAACCCGCAUCUCUUUUGCGCGGGGAGGAGCCCAGUGGAGGACUGGCACCAGGUCGAUGGUUGA
Messenger RNA from Epithele typhae, 384 nucleotides. RefSeq lists its product as uncharacterized. The transcript has a single exon. The record is from RefSeq and is a predicted model, not a curated record. Lineage: Eukaryota; Fungi; Basidiomycota; Agaricomycetes; Polyporales; Epitheliaceae. The annotation marks the transcript as partial.